AUGAAUAAAUUAGUUCUGAUUUUUUCAUUAUUGAAUUUCGUGGCUAGUGAAAUCGUUGAUUGGAAGGUAAAGUUUUGAAAAAUAACUGGCUGUAAGCAAAUAUCGAACAGAAAUUAGAAAAAUGAAUUGCAGAAUUUUCCAAUUGUUCAUAAUAUUUCAAGACAAUGUUCGGAUGAUAUUAAAACUUGGAAAAAAUCUCUCGAGAUUUUCGAAUUGGUAGGAGCCCAAUGUAUUCUGGCUCAGAAUUGUACAUCGUCACAACAAGCAGUUCUCAAGGAUAAUCUUUAUGCUGUUCAACGUAAUAUGCUUCUUAUUUUUUAGUGAUUCAUUUUCAGGAAUUUUACAGAAUUGGAUGCAUUUGCAAAAUUUCCAUCUCCUGGAAUUAUCGAAAUGACAGUAAUAAAUAGUGGAUCACCAAUGGAAUGUGAACGAAUAAAUGGUAUAAAAUAUGAUACAAAUUAUUGUUAUCUAGACAUUUAUCCAAAAACAAACAAAAAUAUAUCCUCAUUAAUAUUUUAUCGCUCUGCUGUUUGUAUGCCAAAAUCAUGCGAUUCUGAAGAUCUCAUUCAAAUCUACAACACUUUUCAUCCACAUUUUCUUGAAGCUAAACACGUGUUUUGUGCAAAACGAGAUAUUCCAAAAGAUUUUGCAUUUUGGGCGUUUACUGUAUUUCUUGUCAUAUGGGUAACAAUUUCUAUUUGUUCAACAAUUUUUGAUUUCAUUCGGGAUAAUUAUUACAAUUUGAAUAGUGCUAACGAGAAGAGUCGUUUGAAUCAAAUUAUACUCGCAUUUUCGUUUUGGACAAAUGCUGGAACAAUUUUAUCUGUAAAGGAACAUAAACCGGGACAUAUAAAAUCGCUAGAUUGUAUUCGAGCAUUAUCAAUGUCUUGGGUUGUUUCAGGUCAUAGUGCAAUAUAUACAGUAAUCGGAGGUUUGUUAUCAGUAAUCUAUCAUGAAUAAUAAAAUUAAAUUGAUUGUUUUUUGUUUUUUAGAAGCUUUUUUGCCAAUCGAACUUGUUUCUCAUAAUAUUUGGAAUCAUAUAAUAACAAAUGCUGUCAUUGCUGUCGAUUCGUUUUUUCUUAUAUCUGGAAUUGUUCUAUCUUAUAUGUUUUUCAAACAAAAACCAAAAAGUAGAAUGAUGAAAAAUCCUCUAACAUGGAUAAUGUUCUAUGUUCAUCGAUAUCUUCGACUAACUCCUCCAAUUAUGAUUUUCAUCGGAUUCUUUACUGUUUAUUUUGGUUAUAUUCAAGGCCCGUUUGCAGCAUCUGUUGGAAGUAAGAAUCUAUAAAUCUAUAUUUUUUGAAUUGAUUUUCUUGUAGAUUUUAAUGCAUAUGAAGUGAAACAAUGCCAAGAGGGUUGGUGGAGAAAUCUGAUUUAUAUUAAUAAUUUCAGUAAAUCUGAUUUUUUAUCUUGUUACGGUAUAACUUGGUAUCUUGCUGCUGAUACUCAAUUAUAUUUGAUCGCCCCAAUUUUCAUAUUUGCCUUGUAUUAUUCCUUCAAAUUAGGAUUUUUAUUAAUAGCUGCUGCUUGUUUCACUAGUAUUGUUCUAACGUAUUUAGCUUAUUAUUCAAUUCCAAAUAUGGCUGCUGAUAUUAUGAUUAUUGAGUAAGUAGAAAACGUAUCUUUUGUUAUCGUAUUUUUGUUUUAGUGCAAGUGGCGAAUUUGCUCGAAACUAUCAACUUCCUUGGAUUCGUUGUACUCCUUAUUUUGUUGGAAUUCUAGCUGGAUAUAUAAUUGGUGUUCUUUCUCGUCGAUCAACAAAACCAAAACUUCAUUUGAUUCUGAUAAUUGUUUUCUGGAUAAUCGCUUUUGGAAUUGGUUGGGCUUGUAUGCUUUCCAAUUAUACUUAUGAUAAAUACAACAAUUGGACAUGGUUUGACAGGGGAACUUAUUAUAAUUUUUCUCGUUUUCUAUGGUCAAUUGCUGUUAGUUGGGUUAUAAUAGCAAAUCAUUUUGGAUGGGGUGGCCCAAUUAAUAAUUUCAUGUCUCAUCCAAUUUGGCAACCAUUUGGUCGAUUAUCUUAUUGUGCUUAUAUUGUUCAUUGGGUUGUACUAUUUUAUUAUGUCAAUCUUGGAGAACGUCCUCUUAUUCUUUUUUCAAUUUUUUCAAAACGUAAGUUUUUCGAUCUGAAAUUUAGAUGAAACAUAUAUUUUUUAGUACAUGUAUUAUGGAGUACCAGCAUCUGUUUUUUCAUUCAUUGCUGCAUUUUUCUGGAGUUGUCUUUUCGAAAUGAGCACUGCAAAACUGGAGAAAAUUUUGAUUGAAUCGAUCAUGAAUCGAGCGAAACCAAUUGCGGAUGAAAAUAAAACAUAA
Messenger RNA from Caenorhabditis angaria, 2313 nucleotides. Lineage: Eukaryota; Metazoa; Nematoda; Chromadorea; Rhabditida; Rhabditidae. The record is from the annotation of a GenBank genome assembly.